GCGCGGGGAGGGGGCGCCCUGCUCUGGGGCCAUGACCGAGCCCGGAAGCGCGGAGCCCGAGACCGGGGUAACUGCUGCGGCAUCGCGCUUGCCUUUCUCUGGGGGGAGGUGGAUCAUCGGGGUGCGCGGCGCGGGGCUCCCCCGCGGGGCCAGAGCGGAGUAGGGGGCUGCAGUCUAGGAGGGAAGACGCGCCCCGGAGUUCGCCCUAAGGAUGGCUGUCCGCCGCCGCUCGGGGCGGCCUGCUGGGUGACGUCCGAGCUUGCAGCCCCGGUGUCGCCGCCGCCGCCACCAUGCCCCCACAGCAGCUCUUCCGCGCGCUCGUGUCGGCGCAGUGGGUGGCCGAGGCGCUGCGGACCCCGCGCGCGGGACAGCCCCUGCAGCUGCUAGACGCCUCCUGGUACCUGCCCAAGCUGGGCCGCGACGCGCGCCGCGAGUUCGAGGAGCGCCACAUCCCCGGCGCCGCCUUCUUCGACAUCGAUCAGUGCAGCGACCGCACGUCCCCUUACGACCACAUGCUGCCCAGCGCGGCGCACUUCGCGGAGUACGCGGGCCACCUGGGCGUGGGCGCCGCCACCCACGUCGUGAUCUACGACGCCAGCGACCAGGGCCUGUACUCUGCGCCGCGCGUCUGGUGGAUGUUCCGCGCCUUCGGCCACCGCACCGUGUCGCUGCUCGACGGCGGCUUGCGCCACUGGCUCCGCCUGGGUCUCCCGCUGAGCUCGGGGAAGAGCCGCCCGGCGCCCGCCGAGUUCCGAGCCUCGCUUGACCCCGCCUUCGUCAAGACGUACGAGGACAUGAAGGAGAACCUUGAAUCCCGGCGCUUCCAGGUGGUGGACGCCCGCGCCGCCGGCCGGUUCCGCGGCACCGAGCCCGAGCCCCGAGACGGCAUCGAACCUGGCCACAUCCCCGGCACUGUGAACAUCCCCUUCACGGACUUCCUGACCCAGGAGGGCCUGGAGAAGAGCCCCGAGGAGAUCCGCCGUCUGUUCCGGGAAAAGAAGGUGGAUUUGUCCCAGCCACUGGUGGCCACGUGCGGCUCCGGCGUCACAGCCUGCCACGUGGCACUGGGGGCCUACGUCUGCGGCAAGCCCGACGUGGCCAUCUAUGAUGGCUCCUGGGUAGAGUGGUACAUGCGUGCCCAGCCAGAGGACGUCAUCUCCGAGGGCCGGGGGAAGACCCACUGAGGGCAGGGUCAGGACACGGGAGGCAGCGCCCGGCCUGGUUGUUCUGACUCUGCCUCGACCGAGAGAGUGUUUCUUCCUGCAAGUCAGGUGGCGCAGAGGGCGACAUCCCAGAGGCCAGGGGUUCUGUCGACCUGCGGGCUCCCAGCCGAGGCCGGAGAGAAGGUGGUGGUGGGACAGAGGGAGGCAGUGCCCCAGGUGCUGAGCGGGGGGUCCUGCCUCCCUUCUGUUUUCCCUGUUGAGGAAAUAAAACAGCACAGCGCCAAAUGCUUCCAACUGUGGGGCUGCCUGGUUUUCCUAAGGAGCCGGUAGUCCAGAAUGCCCAGCAAAGGGAGCUCGGUGGAGCCUGAGGGUCUGGGGGAUCCUGCCCCUGCCUUCCGAGCAGGGCUGGAGCCCCAGAGCCCUUCUAGUCCUGUGAGCAGAAUGCCCCCAGCCAACCAUCCUCCACCCCAUAAUGCUGGGGGUCUCCCCUUCUGACUUCUGGGCUAUUGAGAGGUGAAUCUUGCUGUGAUAAGGAAAACCUCUGCCUACCCCCCAAACCCCCCACUCCGGGCCCAAGGGUCGAGGCUCUAUCUUCUUCCUUCUGUAUUUGUCCUUUGCGCAGAGAUGGAAAUGGUGUCUGAGAAGGCCCCAGAUGGCCCCUGCCUGCAGCCAGGUCACCCCUCCCCGUCUCCAAGCCCCCAAAGAACCCCUCAGUAGUAGACGGGCCGCAUCCGUCGGUACUGGGGAAAACCCUAGAAGAAUGAAACCAGAGGGGGCGUUGACUUACCCAAGGUCACACGAUGGAUUACAACAGAGCUGGACCAGACCCAGAUUUCCCGAACUCCGAACUUACUCUUCUUUGUACCUGCGACCCCCCCCCCGCCCCCCGCCGCCCAUCACAUUUCCUCUGACACUGAGUCACCUCCCAAGUCCACGGGCAAGAGGGAGCCGAUAGGAUAGUAUCGGGUUUUCUGAAUGAGAGCUCUAAAUUAAGUCCCAACCUCUCUGAGUCUGUUUCCUCACCUGUAAAAGGGAAAUAAUGCGUACCUCAGGAGGAGGAUGUCAGACAAAGGUUUCGGCAUUGCGGAGUCCCAUUUCUCGAGCUCAGGGUUUCACAACCUCAGCGCUCCUGACGUUCAGGCGGGAUAAUUCUUUGUUGCCGAGGCUGUCCUGUGCAAUGUAGGACGUUUAGCAGCAUGUCUGGCCCCCAGCCAGUAGUACGGACCGGUUGUGACAACCAACAAACGUCUCCAGGCAUCACCAAGUAUCCCCCGGGAGGCAAAAAUCACCCUCAAUUGAGAACCACUGCUUUAGGAGCAAAUAGCAGUUGAGCACAGCAGUCAGAAACAGUGUAGACAAGGACUCCCAACGUGGAGGGGAUCCUUCAUCACGCCCCCUCCCCCUGGAGGCUGAGUUUAGCCGUCCAGAAAGCUCCUUCCUUUUAUACUUCCUUUUUAUGCUUCCAAGCCUCAUUUUCUCUCCUGGAAACGUCCCCGCCUCUUUGCUUCAGGGAGAGGGCUUCGUCUACAGAUGCAUGUGAGUUCGGAUCUGGCUUCUGUCUCAGCUGCCCCGUACAAGGCUGCCUGACCUUGGACACUGCUGAGCCUCUCUGGGCCUCAGUUUCUUCAUCGUUAAAAAGGGAGUCAUCACAUUUUCCUUGAGAAAUACGGGGAUUAAAUGAGAGAAUGCACUGAAA
This is a messenger RNA of Herpailurus yagouaroundi (jaguarundi), 2859 nucleotides long. It is a transcript of the gene MPST, whose product is annotated as mercaptopyruvate sulfurtransferase. Gene Ontology annotation, molecular function: thiosulfate-cyanide sulfurtransferase activity. The transcript is spliced from 3 exons. The coding region runs from base 291 to 1184 and encodes 297 amino acids. The record is from RefSeq and is a predicted model, not a curated record. Gene Ontology annotation, cellular component: mitochondrion. Lineage: Eukaryota; Metazoa; Chordata; Mammalia; Carnivora; Felidae.